Triticum aestivum (bread wheat) is the source of this 2136-nucleotide messenger RNA. Its product is annotated as vegetative cell wall protein gp1. The transcript is spliced from 3 exons. Lineage: Eukaryota; Viridiplantae; Streptophyta; Magnoliopsida; Poales; Poaceae. The record is from RefSeq and is a predicted model, not a curated record. The coding region runs from base 1 to 777 and encodes 258 amino acids.
AUGGGGUUCAUCCCCUUCCUCUGUACAGGACAGAGGGCGUGGCGGCCAUCCACCGGCUCCAUUGCCGGCAGGACGAACCCUAGUCGUCCACUCCUUCCCCUCGCGCCGUUCUCUUCCUCCCCGCACACACCCGAACCACCACCGCCAUGGCCGUCGUCAUUCGCGCACUCCCCGUCAUCCCCGAAGCAUGAGGUCGUGCCCCUGGACUUCGCCGUCGCCCGCUACUUCCUCUACCGCCUCCCAUUGAAGCUCGGCGCCACUACAUCGCCUGCAUCGAGUCAUCUUCCACCUCCGGCCGCCGCUCAUCGCCGCUUCGAUUUGUUGCCUCCAAGCCUUCCCCGAGCUUGCUUUGCACCUCUACAGGUUCGCGUCGCCCGCGCCUCGCAGCCAUCGUCGGCUUCCCACCUGCGCCGCCGCCCGCCUGGACCUGCGCCGCGACGAACACCAGCGCCGCCCAGCGCGCGACCAACACCAGUGCCGCCGCCUGCAGCCCGCCUGGACGUGCGCCGACGCUUCCACCUGCGGCGCCCGCUGCGAAGGCAACCUGCGCCGGCGCCCGCCUCGAGCUGCGCCGCCAGCGCCGUUGAAUCUCGCUGCAACGGUCGCCCACCUGCGCUGCCCGCGGUAUCCCACCUGCGCAACCACCUUCGCCGCCCACUGCCACAAACCUGCGCCUCCGACUUCGUCCGCUUCGGCCGCCGGCGCCGCGGACAAUUCCGGCCACUCCCGCCUCUGAUGUUGCUACUGCCGGUGGGCGAUGCCGACGUGGACCUCUGAUGAUGCUUCUUCCCUUUCCCUUGCCCCGACUCUGCUCGUACUGGUGCUGGUGAGUCUGCCCCGCCCGCUUCUGCUGCUGCUGCUGUUCAACUAGUGGUGUGAGUCUGAAGAUUAUUGUUGUGUCUGGAGAACCUGCAAAGAUAAUUCCUGAACCUACAAGAUGAUUGCUGAAUUGAGUUGAGGUUAGUUGAGUUGAGUUGUCAUGCUGAAAUGGUGCAAUGUUGAUAAAAAAAUUCAGUUAACUUUUCAACACAAGUUAACUGCAUUCAGAUCUCUUGAUGCUCAAAACCUGUCAAUUUCUGUCUGCUUUUGAUCUGUCAAGUUGAUAUUCAGUCAAGUUGAUGUCAAACUUGACACAUAAAGUUGAUAAUCAGAAUAUUUAUAGUUCCCCAAAUCACAAAACUGGAUUCCAAACAAUGCAUUUGAUAAUUUUGAAGGACAGACCAAAGGAAUCAGUUGUCACUGUUAAUUGAUUAGAAAAUGCAUGCUUCCAUGAGUGCACUGAAAGUUCAGUGAACAGAGAGACAAGAUGUAGGGUUUUUAGCUGCUGCCACAACACAAAGUCUAUAGAUGCUGAAGUUGUCAGUAUAAAAUCAUUCAGAGUAGAUGAUGCAAGCAAUCAACAUUCAGUUUUGACCAAAGCAGAGAUGUAAAAGAUGUUACUCCACACAUUCAGUGUCAUACAAUUACAGAGAUGUUACUCCAACACACAUAACAGCACCACAUUGAGUGUCAUACAAUUACAGAGAUGUAGAGUUGUCAGUAUUAAAUCAUUCAAAAUUUUCCUGUCAAAAUUUUCAGUCAAGCACAACUGAUCAUGUAAUUUGAGAAGAUUACUCCAGAUUUUGGAAACAAUCAAUUGCUCCAGAUUCUGUCAAUUACUUGUGUCAAUUAAUCAUGUCAAUGGAUAAAUUAUUGGAGUAGAUCAAAUUCAGUCAUUAUAAUGUUUGAUGCCAGCAUUAACAAUUAGUUCUGAUGCAGAUCAAGAAGUACAGGAACCAGAGUGAAGAAGCAGAUCAACAAUCGGAGAAAUAGCAGUAGUAGAUCAAGAAGUACAACAGAUCAACAAAGCAACAGUGGUAACUGAAUUUUCAACACUUCUCUAUACUGCAUAAACAUUCUGUGUUUGAUCAAAUGAUUGUCAAGAUUUAUGCAAAUGAAGAUCAUAGUAAGAUAGCAGUAUUUAUGUACUCUGAAAUUCAGUAUUGGUAGAGAUGUAUUGAUGUAUCAUGUGUCAUGUGUAUGUAUUGUCUCAUGUGUAUCUCUCUGUGUAAUGUGUUCAAUGAGAAAAGAUUGGACUAUGUCAAGUAAAUUAUUUGAAUUAUUUGAAUUUAUAUGAUUUUAUUUGAAUUAUUUGGA